Molecule: messenger RNA, 4860 nt
Organism: Gaeumannomyces tritici R3-111a-1
Lineage: Eukaryota; Fungi; Ascomycota; Sordariomycetes; Magnaporthales; Magnaporthaceae
Product: SH3 domain-containing protein
Exons: 5
Coding region: 353-4270 (1305 amino acids)
Biological process (GO): cytoskeleton organization
Cellular component (GO): mitotic actomyosin contractile ring, proximal layer; cytoplasm; cytoplasmic side of plasma membrane
Molecular function (GO): protein binding; phospholipid binding
Source: RefSeq, a predicted model, not a curated record
UGGAGCUGCCAAGAUUUCAAGUUGCGCCCAGCUGUUCAGCAGGUUGCCAGGUCAACAGGGGCUGGACCCACGAAAGUCAAUAAUAGUACAGCGAAGAAGCCGGCACGACACUCCCACCUUGAACCAGCCGACAGACACCACUUUGAAUCAAUUGCGCGGGACCUCCUCAGUCAUACCAGUGAAGGGUCUCUCUUAAAUUCCACAGCACAGAGUGGUCCAGAUUCUACGCAUCUUGGACAAAGUUUACGAUACCGACACAGAGCCUCGACACCGCCUCUUUCCAGGAGCCGCAUCACACAAGAAACACAGGACGGUGUCCGAUUUCCCUCGCGCCUUCGCGCUGCUGGACACCAUGCCAGCAGCGGCUGAUGAUGGGCCAACCGUAGCCCUCUCCUUCGCCAACAACUUUUGGGGCAAGGAUGAUGCAGGAGUAGGGCCACUCUUUGACCGGAUGAUCAACGCAAAGCAGACUUGCGACGAGCUGCGAUCGUUCUACGGUGCCCGAGCAUCUAUCGAAGAUGAAUACUCCAGGAAAAUCCUCUCGCUUUGUAAGAAAUCGCUGGGGUCACAGGAAACAGGCAGCCUGAAGACGUCGCUGGACACGGUACGGGGCGAGUUGGAAUCUAUCGGCAAGCAGCACCAAUACAUAGCUGCGCAGAUGAAGAGCGAGCUGGAGGAGCCGCUGGCGGCAUUCGCUGGCGCGAUGAAGGAGCGCCGAAAGAUCAUCCAAAACAGCAUUGAGAAGAUCUUGAAGGUCAAGAUUCAGCAGACGCAAACCGUCAACAAGACACGGGAUAAGUACGAGCAAGAGUGCCUGAAGAUCAAGGGGUAUCUUGCACAGGGCCAUAUGGUCAUGGGCCAGGAGGAGCGGAAGAACAAGGCAAAGCUGGAAAAGACGCAGAUCAGCCUGGCAACGUCCAACACCGAGUACGAGAACGCGGUCAAGGCGCUCGAGGAUACUACGGCUCGCUGGAACCGCGAGUGGAAGGCGGCGGCCGACAAGUUCCAGGACUUGGAGGAGGAGAGACUCGACUUCACCAGGGGCAGCCUGUGGACUUUCGCGAACAUUGCGUCCACUGUCUGCGUCAGCGACGAUGCCUCAUGCGAGAAGAUCCGCCUCUCGCUUGAGAAGCUCGAUGUCGAGAAGGACAUUGCCACCUUCAUCACGGAGCACGGCACGGGCCAGGAGAUCCCUGGUCCACCAAAGUACAUCAACUUUUGCCGCGGGGAUGUGGACUCGCAGUCGGAGGCGUCUGACGAUGAUAACUACGUGGUGGCCCAGUUUCCUCGCAGCAUCAAUCCUGCUUUCCGUACCUCCUCGCCACAGCCGUCAGUUUUUGAGUCACACCACGACCCCAACAACGCACUAGCGAGGGAGCUUCUACAUGGGGGCUCAGGAAUGUCACCGGGCCGCGAGCAGGCUCUUACCCCUCAGAAGGCCGCUCUCAUCGAGAAGCAACGACAGGCGCUGGAGGUACAGCAACAGGCACCGCGGGCUCUGGAGAUACAGCAGCAGGUUCCCCGGGCGCUGGAGAUACAACAACCACCGCCGCAGCAGGCCAAGCCGCCAUACGACCCGAACGACUUUGCGCCGCAACACCCGAGACUUCAGCUUCGUUCUCAGGAGCCCAAACAGGUACCACCACAGCAACCUAGGGCACCUUACGACCCGAACGACUUUGCACCACAGCCGCAUAGGCUGCAGCUGCGUGGUCAAGAGUCCAGGCAGGCUGUGCCUCAGCAACAGCAGCAUGAGCUUCAGCAACAUCACCAGCAGCUUCAGCGGCAGCACCAACAGCAGCAGCAGCAACUUCAGCAGCUCCAGCUCAGGCAGCAGCAGCAGCAGCAGCAUCUCAGACAGCAGCAGCAGCCUAGACAGGCUGCAGCGCCGUUUGAUGCAAACGACUUCACACAAGUGCCACAUGACCCUUAUCCAAUGGAUGGCAUGACCAUGCUGUGCCGGACCAAGCCGAACAGCUCUGACCUCGGGUGCCACCUUGGGUCUCAAAUCGAUUCGCAGAUCCCCUCGGCCGUCAGCUCACAGCUCAGCUCCGCGCGACCCUCUAGCCGGGAUGACAACAGCGAGUAUUCCAACCCCACCUCCCUUUCGGAUUUGGAGGGCCCCAACGGGAUGCCGUCGCCUGUCAAGCAGGCCCCCGCGCCGCUACUCGCGGAGAGGGAGCGAGAGCGGGAGAGACAGCUAGAGCGGGAACGGCAGAUGGAGAGGGAGCGACAUCUUGAGCGCGAGCGACAGGUCGAGCGAGAACGCCUGGAGGCGGAGAGAAAGAUGGAGCGUGAGCGGCAAGAAAGGGAGAGACAGAUGGAGAGAGACAGACAGGAGAGAGAGCGCCAAGAGAAGGAGCGCCAAGAACGAGAGAAACAAGAGCAGGAGCAGCAAGAGAGGGAGCGACAGGAGCUGGAGCGACAAGAACGAGAGCGACAGGACCGGGAGCGACAAGAACAGGAGCAACAGAGAGAAAGGGAGCGACAGCUCGAGAAGCUCGAAAGGGAACGCCAACUUGUGAGGGAACGCCAGCUCGAAAAGGAACGCCAGCUCGAGCUGGAACGAGAGCAGCAGAAAGAGAGGGAGCGGGAGCUCCAGAGACAAAAAGAGGUGGAGCAACAGAGGGAGAGGGAGAAGAAGCUCGAGAGAGAACGCGAGCUGGAGAAACAGAAGCAGCUGGAGCGUGAGCGUGAGCGUGAGCAAGAGAGAGAGAGGGAGAGGGAGAGGAACAACACUCUUAAGAAGAGGAGUGGCUUCUUCCAGAACAGCCCUUUCCGACGCAAGAGCAACAAGGACAUGGAGCAGCCGCCGUCUGCGUCGCUGCGCAACACUUGGCAUCCCUCGCAAACCUCGACCCGCGCGCCGAUAGCAUACGGGGCAAGCAGCAGCCAGCCCCAGCAGCCAGCCGAGCCUAGAGCGCCAAGCCCAGACCCGAUUGACGCCAACGCGAGCCUUGCCCUCAACGUCGGCCAGAACGUGUUUCCUGUGGCGGCUCUGGGAAGGAAGAAGGAGCCAGCAGCGAGCGAGACACCAGAAGACGACCCGAUUGCCUUGGCCCUUGCGGAACUUAAGGGAGUCACGCAGGUUGGCAAGCAGUCGUCGGUGCGCGUCUCGGCUGACACGUACCACGGUAUCGCCACGCCUGCUCCCGGCGCCCAGUCUGCAUCCCGCAAUGCCCCAUCUCUUCGGGGCAACGACCCAGUGGCGGCCGCUAUGAGGGGCACGCCACCGCCGUCGUACGACCAGCCGGUCCAGAGGCUCGGAGUGCCCUCGCCCGCGUGCACCUCCAGGGCCAUGAAGGAGACAUCCCAGAAGUUCGUCAGCCAGACCCGGAACUUGUUCAGCCAGCCUCCCGCGGCCGCAUCCCCGGUGUCUAGCGGCGGCGGGUAUGCCUCAGCGUCCCGCCCCGGAACAAGGGGGGCCGCCGAGGUUCCGCGCGCCGCUUCCCCCGCGCCGCCUCGUAGUGCCUCGCCUCGCCCGAACAGCAGGGCAGACCCGCAGCAGCGUUCCCACCGCUCCGCAUCCCCGAACCCCCAGCCGCAGCGCUCGCAUCGCUCUGCCUCGCCGAACCCACAACAGCGGAGCCACCGCUCGGUUUCGCCGAACCCGUACGCCAGCGGUAGCGAGCGAAGGAGCCAGUCGCAGCACCCGACCCAUCACCAGCCGCAGCAGCAGAGGCGGCCCUCCCAUGCACCCACCGUUGGGUCGACGUCUUCCAGGACGCAGGCCCGCGGCUCGGAGCCAGGCUACUACCGCCACAACUCGCCCAACGACAUGACGAGGUCGGCGUCCCCGGCCCCGUUCCGCAACGAGUACUCAUCGUCCAGGCCGAGCAGCAGCCACGUUCAGGCCGACAUGUCGGUGCAGCUGGCGCCGGUGCCAGACGACGUGUACGGCGGCGGCUCCCAGUACGGGGGCUCGCAAUACGGCGGGUCUCAGCGUGGUCGUGGUGGCCGCCCCGGAACCGCCACCGGCUCCAGGGGCAUGAGCCUCUAUGAAGGGGCCGGCCCCGUGCAGCCGGCGAGGACGCGCAGCAAGAGUGUUGCCGACACGAGCCGCCAGUACACCAGAGACGGCCGUCCUAUUAUGCAUUUUGCUCGCGCCCUAUAUCUGUACCAGGCCGCCAUCCCUGAGGAGCUCGGCUUCGCAAAGGGCGACGUGCUCGCCGUCCUGCGCCACCAGGACGACGGCUGGUGGGAGGCCGAGAUCCACGGCGGAAACGGCCAAGUCGGCCUCGUCCCCAGCAACUACCUCCAGCCUUGCUAGACCAAGGCAGGAUCGGGGGGUUUGGGUGGUGCGGUUUGUAUGUAAUGGGUGGGAUCUACGGUACCUGCCGUCGACGGAAGAUGGCAGGCGGUUUUGGGGUCAUCAUGUCAAGGCUGGUUCGAGUCGAAGAUUUUGGUCGCAUUCUCGCGGCAUUUGCAUUUGCCGACAACGUCCGUUGUCAGGACAUUUUCUUCUUUUCUCUUCUUUACUUCUACGACCCAUUCAUUGUACGAAUCUUUGCGUUUCUUUUCUUCACCUCCAUUUCUUUUUGCACAUGGAUGGCAUGUUAAUGAUUCUCUCCUUCUCCCCUAUUUAUCACGCCAACAUCUUGUCCUUUCUGUUUGUGCCUUUCUGCCUGGUUGCUUGUUUCUGGUUGUUCACGGCACACGGCAUGGCCCGCAGUGAAUUUCUAGCGUUCUUUGUAUUUGCCUUGCCUUCAUUGCAUUGCACUGUAUGUAUUUACACGACCAUAGAUUGUCACAACAAAAAAGUCGUUGUUUCUCGGGGUAUCUAUAAGACACUGGUGCCUUCUCGUUCCUCGUUCCCCGUUCCCAUUUCUAUAGCAUUGGUUCAUCUUUCCGUGAGUGUUC